CCGGUGUUUAUAAAUAUUAUUAUAAAAUAAUAAAAAAAAAACACAACAAUGGAUAAUUUGAUAAUACGAGAAGCUCGUGUAGAAGAUUGCCAAGCAAUUCGUGAUUUAAUUCAGGAAUUGGCAGAUUUCGAAAAAAUGCCAGAAGGACCAAAAAUAAACACUAAAGAUUUAGAAAAUGAUGGUUUUGGAGAACAAGCAAUGUUUCAUUCAUUUGUUGCUCAACUUGAUGAUAAAAUUGUUGGAUAUGCAAUAUAUUAUUAUACAUAUUCAACUUGGGGUGGUAAAUCAAUGUAUCUAGAAGAUUUAUAUGUUUGUCCUGAUGUACAAAAGAAAAGAAUUGGAAGUCGUUUAUUUGAUACUGUUGCUAAGAAAGCUGUUGAUAUGAAUUGUUGGAGAUUGGAUUUUUCUGUUCUUGAGUGGAAUCCAGCUACAAGCUUCUACGAACACAAAGGUGCUGUUGAUAUAACAACAACUGAAAAAUGGCAUCACUUUCGUUUAGAUAAAGAUGCACUUAAAAAGCUUGCUGAUAAAUUAGUUAAUGAAUUAGCAGAUUUUCAAAAAAUUCCAAAUGGUCCAAAAAUUGGUGUUAAAGAUUUGGAAAAAGAUGGAUUUGGUGAUCGACCAUUGUUUCAAGCACUUGUUGCUCAACUUGAUGAUAAAAUAAUUGGCUAUACAAUGUAUUACAAUACCUACUCACCCUGGGGAGGAAAAUCAAUGUGUCUUGAGGAUUUAUACGUAUGUCCUGAUUAUCAAAAAAAAGGAAUUGGUAGUCUUCUAUUCGAUUGUGUUGCCAAGAUAGCUGUUGAUACAAAUUGUUAUCAAUUGGAUUUUAUAGUUCUCGAGUGGAAUCCUGCAACAAAUUUCUACAAACACAAAGGAGCUAUUGACUUAACAACAACUGAAAAAUGGCAACAUUAUCGUUUAGAUAAAAAUGCACUUGAAAAACUUGAAGAAAUGAAAAUAAAAUUAUUUAAUAAUAAUUGGAAAGGUUUUGGAUUUGAUUUUAACAUUUGGAAUGAUAAUAAUUCUCCAGUUAUCAAAAUAAAUGAUGAUAAAGAAAUAAAUUUAAAUGAAAAUUGUGGUAUUUUAUCUGAUAGAAUUAUCGAAACAUGUUCUAGUUUCUUAACAAAAUGUCCAGUAACAGGAAAAUUUAUUCUGGGCAAAUGUAAUCUCAGCAAAAAGGUACCAAUAUCAUCAAUAACUGCCUUGGCUCAUCAUAAACAUCUACAACACUUGAACAUAUCCCACAAUAACCUGAAGGAUUUAUCACCACUUGGUUGCCUUGAUCAUCUUCUUUAUCUAAAUGCAUCCUACAAUAAAAUAAAAGACGUGUUAAAAUUCAAUUCUCCUGUCUAUCUAACUUACGUCAACCUCUCUCACAACAAAAUAAAAUUCAUUCAAGAUUUAUCAGAAUUUUGGAGCAUUGUUAAGCUCAAUCUUUCUCAUAAUAGAAUCGAAAAAAUAACUGGACUUGAUAACCUACGACAUUUAAAAGAUUUAAAUUUAUCAUUUAAUUUGAUUGAAAAUGUUGAUAAUUUAUAUCAUUUAAAAAUUGAAGAAUUAAAUUUAGAAUAUAAUUGUAUUAAAACAUUUUCAUCAUCAAUUAAUAAUGAAUCAUUAUUAAAAACUUUAUCAAAUUUAAAAAAUAUAUUAUUAGCACAUAAUAGUAUAACAUCAUUAGAUUUUUUAGAAGAUAAUCAUUCACUUUGUUUGAUUGAUUUAAAGUCAAAUAAAUUAUCUGAUUUAUUUGAAAUAUCACAUUUAAAAGGUCAUCCAAUUUAUGAAAUUGAUUUACGUGGAAAUCAUUGUGUUAAAUGGUCAAAUUACAAAGAUCUUAUAUUAUUUUUAAUACCACAUGUUGUAUUUAUUGAUGGUUUUCCAGUAACAAUUACUGAACGUAUAUCAGCAAUGACAAAAUUUGAGCCAUCUGUUGAUUUAUUAGCAUCACAAUAUAUCAGAAGGCUCAUACUUUUUGAGCAAUUAAAUUUUUCAAAUAUUAAUCAUGAUAAUGAGUUGGCUUAUGAUGAAUCAGAGCCUCUUUUAUUAAUUCUAACUGGACCAUCAGCUUCUAGAAAAAUUAGACUUGGUCUUUACAUUGCUGAGACACUAUCGAAAAAUGUGAGGUAUUGUCCUAGUCAUACAACUAGAGAAUUUUCAACAAGUAAUUUAGAAGCAAAAGCAUAUGAAUAUUUUGAACGUGAAGAAUUUAAUGAGAUGGCUGAAAAAGGAGAAUAUUUAACAAUUGAAGAACUUGUUGGCGAUAAUUAUGGAUUUCAUAAAAGUGAAAUAAUUAAAUUAAAAAAUGAAAAUAAAAUUGGAAUAACACAAAUGGAUUUACAAUCAUCAAUACAAAUGAAAAAACGUUAUUCAAAUAUUAAAUUAAUAUUUAUUCUUGUUAAAGAUGAAUUGAUACAUUGUGAAUUGAUUGAAGAAAAAUUUAAAAUAUUUACAUGGAUUAAAGAUAAAAAUAAUAAACAUAUUACAUUUGAUACUGAUGAUUCAAUUGAAGAUUUUAAUUUUGAUCAAGAUCAUGAUGAAUUAAAGAUAAUGCUUGAUGAAGAAUCAAAUAUUAUUAUUGAUGAUGAGAUUACAAAAAAAAAACGUAAACAAGCAAAAGUUUUAUAUCGACGUAGUACAAUGAAUGAAAUUGAUCAUCAAGAUGAUGAAGUUAAAUCAUUAACAAGUGAAGAAUCACAAGAUAAAUUAUAUCCAUUUAUUAAAAAAUUAGAAAAUAAAAAAACACUUAUGAAAUAUUAUGUUGAUAUUGUUUUAAAAUCAAGACAAGAUUAUAUUGAUUAUCAUUUAAAUAAUCCUGGAUUUUAUUCAUUUGUUUUUACUGAUAAAUUUGAAACACAUGCUGUUAAAUCAUUGACUCAUUUUAUCAAGAAUUUGAAGAUAAAACAUUAUUAUCAAUCUUCAGCUGAAAUUAAGUAUCUACAUGAUAAAAUUAUUCCAAAAAAAAUUGAUGAAUUUAUCAAUGCUCUAUCAUCAGCCAAAUAA
This is a messenger RNA of Aphidius gifuensis, 3000 nucleotides long. RefSeq lists its product as uncharacterized. Bases 49 to 3000 code for a protein of 983 amino acids. Lineage: Eukaryota; Metazoa; Arthropoda; Insecta; Hymenoptera; Braconidae. Gene Ontology annotation, molecular function: N-acetyltransferase activity; protein binding. The record is from RefSeq and is a predicted model, not a curated record. The transcript is spliced from 15 exons.